UGCAGUACUGCAAAAAAAAAAAAGAAAACAAAAAACAAAAAAACACUUUCGCCAAUUCACUAGUCAGAUCCCACUGCAAGUCGCGACACAUUGUUCUGGAACGAAGAUGAAGGUUAUCGCCGCCUAUCUCCUCGCUGUUCUCGGGGGCAACACUUCCCCUUCCGCCGGCGACAUCAAGGACAUCCUCGGCUGCGUUGGAGCUGAAGCUGAUGAUGAAAGCAUAACGCUUCUUUUGUCUGAAGUGAAAGGCAAAGACAUAACAGAGGUCAUUGCCGCCGGUAGGGAAAAGCUUGCUUCGGUGCCUGCCGGUGGUGGCGGUGCUGUGGCCGUUGCCGCUGCUCCUAGCGGAGGUGCUGCUGCUCCCUCAGCCUCCGAGUCAAAGAAAGAGGAGAAGGUUGAAGAGAAGGAAGAAUCAGAUGAUGAUAUGGGAUUCAGUCUCUUUGACUAAGUGGUUAGUUCUUCAACUUUUAUUCCCGGGAAAGAUUGUCAAUCUAGAGCAUCUUAGUUUUAGUUAAUUGUUGUGAUAUAUGUUGGAAGAAUUUGGUUUGAUAUUUUUAUCGACUUUAUUGAUGUUAUGGAACUUCAAUUUGGAAAUCACAGAAUGAGUUUAUUUC
Messenger RNA from Arachis stenosperma, 614 nucleotides. Its product is annotated as 60S acidic ribosomal protein P2-1-like. Gene Ontology annotation, molecular function: structural constituent of ribosome. The transcript is spliced from 3 exons. Gene Ontology annotation, biological process: cytoplasmic translational elongation. The coding region runs from base 107 to 448 and encodes 113 amino acids. NCBI's taxonomy places the organism in Eukaryota, Viridiplantae, Streptophyta, Magnoliopsida, Fabales, Fabaceae. The record is from RefSeq and is a predicted model, not a curated record. Gene Ontology annotation, cellular component: cytosolic large ribosomal subunit; ribosome.